CCUUCCCCUCCCCACCCGGGAGGAGAGGCACGGAGUGACCGACGGAGCCGCCGCUCCGGCCGCUCCGACACCCCGCUCUCCUCCAUGGGGCACAGCUGGUAAUUUCUGCUGCGUCAACACCCAGCUCAAGGGAGAGGAGAAGAGACAAGGGGGCAUUUUAGCAGCAGCUCCACUUGCGGAUAGCCAGCCUCAAUCCCGGCUCCAGCAUUAAAACCCUUUCCGCCCCCUAAAAACCAGCAUCCGUGCAAGUUGGACCAAGAGUUUGUCAGGACUGUGGUUCAAAACUGCUUGGAAAAAGGGAUGAGGCCAUCUGAUGAACCUUCUGGAGCUUCUUACCAGAGACCAUUCUCCUCUCUUCAUUGAAACAUGCACUGUCCAGCUGUGAAACAUUGCAAGGUUUAUUUUUGCUGACAGGAAACACUUUCAAGUAUCGGACUUGUGGAAGAGGAAACAUAAAGAUCUCCAAAUGAAUAACCGAAAGGAAGAUAUGGAAAUUGCUUCCCACUACCGUCACCUGCUGCGGGAGCUGAACGAGCAGAGGCAGCACGGGAUCCUCUGCGACGUCUGCAUCAUCGUGGAGGGCAAGAUCUUCAAAGCUCACAAAAACGUCCUCCUGGGGAGCAGCCGCUACUUCAAAACCCUCUACUGCCAGGUGCAGAAAACCUCUGACCAGGCCACAGUCACCCACCUGGACAUCGUCACCGCCCAGGGCUUUAAGGCAAUCAUUGACUUCAUGUAUUCCGCACACCUGGCGCUGACCAGCAGGAACGUCAUCGAGGUGAUGUCGGCUGCCAGCUACCUGCAGAUGACAGACAUCGUGCAGGCCUGUCACAACUUCAUCAAAGCAGCUCUGGACAUAAGCAUCAAGUCUGAUGCCUCGGAGGACCUUGUUGAUUAUGAGCUGGGAGCCCCUUCCAGCAGCAGCACGGACGCUCUGAUCUCGGCGGUGGUGGCUGGCAGGAGUAUAUCCCCCUGGCUGGCUCGGAGAACGAGCCCAGCAAACUCCUCUGGGGACUCAGCCAUUGCCAGCUGCCACGAGGGAGGGAGUAGUUAUGGGAAAGAGGAUCAAGAACCAAAACCAGACAGCCACGAAGACAUUUCGUCCCAGUCUCUCUGGGCUAGUGACAUGGGCUAUGGGUCUUUGCGUAUCAAAGAGGAGCAGGUGUCACCGUCCCAUUAUGGAGGGGGUGAGCUGCACUCUGCCAAGGAUACUGCAAUACAGAGUGGGUUCUCAGAGCAAGGAGUGGGGGAUGGCUGGCAGCCCACAGGCCGCAGGAAGAACAGGAAAAACAAAGAAACUGUGAGACAUAUUACACAGCAAGUGGAGGAUGACAGCAGGGCAAAUUCUCCUGUGCUGCCGCUUUUACCUGCCUCAGGAUGGCCGUACAGCAGUCGAGACCCAAGCAGCCUCUCGUGUGGUAAACCUGUGGUUUGGGGGAAAUCAAACGGGCACUCAGGCGCGGACGCGGCCGGGACGGAGCCCAGCAGCUCGGACAGCAGGGUGGAGCGGCCGGACCCCUACACCAACGUGGAGGAAGCGCUGCUGGGAGGGGAGUCCAGCUACAUCCACCAGCCCCUGGCUCUGGACAAGGAGGACGCGCUCCAGGCCGCCACCGUGGCCAACCUGCGCGCGGCCCUGAUGAGCAAGAACAGUUUGCUGUCGCUGAAAGCCGACAUGCUGAGCGAGGACAGCUCGCUGCUCUUCGAGUACCUCCCCAAAGGCACGCACUCGCUCUCCCGGCCUGGCACCAGCUCGAAUCCUUCAGGGGGUGAAAGUGAUGGCAAAGUGGAAGCACCAUCUCCCCCGCUGCCUUCAGCACACCUUGCCACUCAGAGCCCCACCAGGAUCUGCUCUUCUGGUGAAAUGUCACCAGAAACUGGGAUAAAAGGAGAAGUGCCUUCCUCAACCCAGGCUGCCUUUGAUGGAUUGCUGGCACUUUGGCAGUUCGAUAACUCUGACUCAGAUUCGAGUUUCCCGAGGUCUGAGGACACAGACGUCACCACCAGUGGGACCUUCCUGGACUCGGCCCUGGCCAAGAGGCUGACCUGUGGCUUCUGCAGGAGGGUGUUCCAGCGUGCUGAGGAGCUGAAGGAGCACAUCCACGAGCACGCCUUCUCCAUGCUCUUCCCACUCAAUGUUCUCGACUGCUCCCGGCCCGGCCUCGCCGACAGCGCCGCUGCCGGCCAGCUCGGCCGCUUCCAGUGCUCCAAGUGCCCCGCCAGCUUCACUCUGAAAUCCAACAUGGAUCGGCACGAGAAGACCAUCCACUUCCACUUCAACGAGUUCACAGUCAUCAGGAAGAAGUUCAAGUGCCCGUACUGCAGCUUUUCUGCCAUGCACCAGUGCAUCCUGAAGAGACACAUGCGGUCCCACACGGGAGAGAGGCCCUAUCCCUGCGAGAUCUGCGGGAAGAAGUUCACCCGCCGCGAGCACAUGAAGCGCCACACCUUGGUCCACAGCAAAGAUAAAAAAUACGUCUGCAAGGUUUGCAACCGGGUGUUCAUGUCGGCAGCCAGCGUGGGGAUCAAGCACGGCUCGCGCCGGCACGGCGUCUGCGCCGACUGCUCCGGCCGCGGCAUCGCCGGGCACCUGGACCACAACGGGGGAGAGGGGUCCCCAGAGGAGUGUUACCCUGGGGAAGGGCAGUACAUGGAAGAUCCAGAUGACAUCAAAGUGGAAGGAGACGAGGAGAUGGGAGACGACGAUGACAUCAAGUGGAAGGAUGACGUGGGGAUGUCACAGGAUGAUGUGAUUUUAGAUGAUGACAAAGAUGUCGACUCCCCGCAGGAGCAGGACAACUCUGGGGAGAACGACAAGGAUUUUACCUGGAUUUCUUAGGGAUUAUUUUUUGUUUGGUUUUUUUGUUUCGCUCUGUCGUUUGUAGGGGGAGGGAGGGUGGGGAGGAAGGAGUAUGUUGGAAAAACUAAGUAGCCUUGUUGUCGUCCAUGUGUGCAAAAUAACUCUUGUGUUUUCUAAACAAGUCCUUCUCUGUUCCACUCAGACACUGUCUUAGCAAGGUCGCUUCCAGCGGCACGACUGACUUCGCCUUCCCCCUUUUCCCUUUCCCUUUUCCCCCUGUGACCCCCUGCCCAUGGCCACCCCUUCAGCCAAGUCAGCCAGGCCCAAGAGGGAGGUGGAGUCUGUGCAGGUGUGAGGAGGCUGGUGAAGCAUGAAUCCUCCUCCCCUUCCCACUCCAAACCGAGCACCAGGGAGGUCUUUGCGUCCAAAGCAGGCUUGUUGGUUGGUUGGGUUUUUGUUACACCUUGUCUGUGCUAAAAUCCCAGCAGCAGUGGAAUUUCAAGCUAAGGUUUUGAAAGCAAUGGAUGGAUGUGUUGGAGGGCUUCCCCUGACGAUACAGGCCUUUUGCAAAGUUAUUUAAAGAGUUUUAAUUAUUUUUUAUGGAGCCAAGUAGAUCAAAAGGCAAGUCAGAUUACAGCCUUACAAAUACUUCUCUUGGAUUCUUAGCUUCCAAAAGAAUCACCAUCAAAAACAGAUUAUGACUUUUCUUGGACCUACUGGCAUCUUACCCAUGUGCUGUCUUCCAGCCUUGGUCAUCCACAGGCACUGAAACACGUUUGUGCUUCUGGAAGCACCUUUUGCUCUAGAGGACACAAUUCUGUACCUGUCAUUCCUCUCCACAAAUAUCUUCACUGUUCUCCCUGUGCUCAGCUGCCUUUUUCACAAAAAUAUGCAAACUGUAGCAAAACAAAGGCAUUUGGCCAAGUGCAGGAUGAGCGAGAAGCCGAGGUGAGGAGAUCCCAACAGGGUGGAAUCCUGCUGCUCCCAUCCCAUGGACUUCUGUGGGGCCAGGAUUUCACCUGGGUACCUUGUUCUUCCUUGCCAAUCUCAACAUUCUUGUUGAACAUGGGUAGGUCUAAUACCUACUUAAUUCAUGACAAAAACCUUCAGCUUUAGUUGCACCGGUUCCAUGUAAAUUUUCCAAUAAACCAUGUUUUCUUUAAAUAAGAACCAGGUUUCUCUCCCAGCAUCCCCUCAGGCUCUGUGGGGCUGUUCCAGAUAGUUGGAUUCUCCCUGUUCAUAUCGGCCACUGUUGCCUUCUUUCAGCUACACCUAAAUAACAGCAGCAGCAUGUGUUGGAUUUGUCUUAUUCCUGAGAAACAGCUUGUUCUACCUUCACCUCUUUGCUUCUGGUGCUUUUUUAAAUAAAUAAAACAAAAAAGCCGAAGACCUCACUCCAUCCUUGCCAUUGAGCAAUUUUUUACAAUACCUGUGACUGUGGUACCUUGAAACCUGCCACGAAAGACAACCCAUUGCCAGAAGCCAAAUGACUCAAGGUGCUAUUUUCCUUCCUGCAGGCCUGGUGGUCCAUGAGGAAAAGUGUGGUUCCUGGUUCCACCCAGCAAAGGAAUUAAAAGCAUAUUGUACAAUAAACCCCCAUAAAGCAAAUAACCUGAAAGGAUUUAAGCCACUUGGUGCCAGGAUUUCAUGGAGCAUGGUGGGAGCCUGGAUCCUGACACCUGCAGGAGCUGGGCUCUCUCUCCCUUCCCUCCUUCCAGUUGCAUCCUGGGUUUAUGGCGUUCACUCCCCUUCUCUGCUGCUCAGUUCCUUGCAGGCAUUCACCACCUUCUCUCUCCAUCCAUCAUCCCAGUUCACCAUUGCUUCCAUUGGGAGUCUCCAGGCUCCUGCCCUGUGGAUUUGGGGGUGUUCAGUGCUGUGGGAACAUGGAUCUUUCCUAAAAUCCUCGAUGUGGCUCAGCCCCGUUGCUGCUGCCCCUUGGACUGGAGGAGUUAGUGGCACUUGUUGCUUUAGGCAGUGAGCAUGGAUAACCCUUUUCCUUAAAUAUAGGGAGAGCAGAGCAGGUCAUGCAGGAACAUCUUUCUUAAGUUGUAAGAAUCUCAUUUUGCGUUUUAGCUUCUUUUCCUUCUCCUCCCCUAUUUAAAAAACUGUAAAAACCCACCCAGUAUAUCACAAUUGGACCUUUAUAUACCCUUUUCCAAUGGUUUUGGGGGGUGCCAGAGAUGAGGAGGCUGUUCCCUUAUCCUGAUUUUGGCCCCCAUAGUGUGGGUUCUGUAUUUAUUGUCAUUUACCCUGUAAAUAGGGAGGGGUUCAGGGGUGCCUGAAGUCCUGAAUGUGCAGCCUCACCUGUUGCAUGUAGACAAAUACAUACAGUACUUAAAGAUUUAUCUUUAGCUUUGCCUUUUAUAAGUAAAAAUCUAUUUUAAAGAGAAUUUUAAAGCCCAAAUGGUUCAAACCCCUGGGUUUGUGUCACAUUCCGAUGGCCCAUCCCCUCCAAUGCUGGUGUGUGCAUCCACCUUCUGAGGAGGAGCACGUGUGGGCCAAGCCCUCCUCUUCCUCCAUUCCCUUGGGUGACUCAAUUUUAUCAUCAGAGUUAUGGAGUGCUGAGCUUUCUUCACAAUCCCCUUGGAAAUAUUUUAUUCUUUUUUUUCCUUAUUUUUAUUAAAGGUGGGCAGAGAGCCGGGUAGCGCUCAGGAGUGUUUCCAAAUUCUGUCACUUUGAGGCUCUUUGAACUGAAGACGCAAAAAAUAAAGCAAAAAGAAAAGAAAAAAGGGAGAGAAAAAUGGAAAAUCUACAUAAAAACUAACUUUUCCCAUGUCAUAACUUUGCACAUGCUUCUGUCUCACUAACACACACCAUGUACCAAAUAAAACCCUUCUAACACC
Molecule: messenger RNA, 5643 nt
Organism: Lonchura striata (white-rumped munia)
Lineage: Eukaryota; Metazoa; Chordata; Aves; Passeriformes; Estrildidae
Source: RefSeq, a predicted model, not a curated record